Molecule: messenger RNA, 2541 nt
Organism: Rhagoletis pomonella (apple maggot)
Lineage: Eukaryota; Metazoa; Arthropoda; Insecta; Diptera; Tephritidae
Product: piggyBac transposable element-derived protein 3-like
Exons: 2
Coding region: 1135-2328 (397 amino acids)
Molecular function (GO): sequence-specific DNA binding
Source: RefSeq, a predicted model, not a curated record
GUGGAAAGAAAAAAUUUGUAGCUCUCGUUUUUAAACCCAGAUGUGCCUAGCGUACUAUACAUAGUACACUUGUAAAAGUAUUUUUCGCAGCAACCCGUGAAUUCAAAUGCACGUGUUUGAUUUCAAAUUCCAAUGCCAUGGUAACGAGUGAGCUUCACUUUUAUUCAUUUCAAAUUUUACAUUCGUAGUUCGGUCAUUGUGUGUUUACAAAGUUGUGGAAAAGUGAAAAAUGAGUUACUCCGAUAUAAGAUUUGUAAGGUAAGUACAAAUUAUGUUUUAUAGAAUUUUUUUUUAGGUCUACUACUAAAAUCUACUAAGGCAGAAGAUAUAGUUUUAUGUUAUUUAUCAAAGCUUUGUCAUUAUUCUACUUUUAGUUCAACUUUUAUCGCCUAAUUCAUAGGUGUACUACAUGUAGUACACCAGGCACAUGCACAACCAUUUCAUUCCUAAUUUAUAAUUUGGCUGUAGAGAGUGUAUUUUUGAAAUUAUAUAUUAAAUUUAAUGGAAGGAUUUUAUAAUGGGAAAAUUAUAGUAAUAUAUGCGCGAAUGACAUUUUGAUUUCAGAGGCCUUUCGCUAAAUGAGGCUCUACGUAUGUUAGAAGAUGACGACGAAAUUUUAGAAAAUGCUACUGGGAUAACAAUAUUUCCCCCUGAGAACGAAGAAGUAACCGAUGAAGAUUCUGGUGACGAAAAUGUAGUUGACAUAAACGAUUUGCCAGGGUUGCAACUUCGUGCACCUGCCGAAAUUAAUUUGAAUCGGCGCGUUGACGACAGUGACUUUUCGUCCGAUGAUGAUCUGCCGAUCUGCUCAAUUGAUCCCUGAAAAGCCUGCAGACAAAAACUUAAGUGCGAAGAAACAAAAAAGGUAUAACUGGACGAAAGAAGACUUACCACCACCAAUUAUUUCUGACAUGGCUGCUGAUCCAAUUGAUCUAAGAGUGAAUGAAAAUAUGAAAAGUCCGUUGGAUUUUUUUGAGUGCUUUUUUUGACGAAGAGCUUAUAGAUAUAAUAGUCGAAGAAACUAAUAGAUACGCUGCUCAAAAAAAUCGAUCACAAAGAGUGAAUAAGACAGAAAUAAAAGCAUUUUUAGGGGUGUUGAUCCUGAGUGGAUAUGUUUGCGUCCCGAGGAGAAGAAUGUUUUGGGAAAGAGAAAACGACAGCCAUAACGUACUUGUUGCAGAAUGUAUAACACGCGAUAAAUUUGAAUUUAUAUUGUCAAAUAUUCAUGUCAAAAACAAUGAAGAUCUAGAUAUCGCGGACCGAUUUUCGAAAGUAAGACCUUUAUUUGACCACCUCAAUAGAAAGUUUAUGGAAAAUAAUCAGAUGGAGGAAAUGCACUGCGUUGAUGAGGCUAUGGUUCCCUAUUUCGGAAGGCAUGGAUGCAAGCAGUUUCUACGAGGAAAGCCAAUAAGAUAUGGGUAUAAGCUUUGGGUAGGAUCAACCAGGCUAGGGUUCGUAAAUUGGUUUGGGCCUUAUCAAGGAGCAUCAACAAACAUAAGUGUGACAUACAGCAACUAUGGCGUAGGUGCUGCCGUUGUUCUAGAAUACGCUGAGACGCUGCGCAAGAAAUGGCGUGAUGAAAAAAUGCACAUAUUCUUCGACAAUUUUUUUACUACUAUUCCACUUAUGGAGAAACUUACAGACAUGGGUUUUCAAGCAACAGGUACGAUAAGAGAAAAUCGUGCAUCCGGCAAUCGAUUACUCGACUCGAAAGUACUAAAAAAGCAAGACCGUGGGUCUUUUGACUUCGCUAAAAUAACUGACCAUAAUAUCAUUGUCGUCAAAUGGAACGACAACAACUUAGUAUGCUUAUGUUCAAAUAAUUCUGGAGUCAACCCGAUAUGUAAUGUAAGAAGAUUUUCGCGAAAAGAGGGAAAACAUAUUCAGAUUCAGCAGCCUCAUUUAGUUCGCUUAUACAACGCAAAUAUGGGGGGUGUAGAUCGAUCAGACCAGAAUAUUGGCCUUUACAGAACAUCUAUCAGGGGAAAGAAAUGGUAUUUUCCACUUAUAACCCACUGCGUCGAUUUGGCAAUACAAAACGCAUGGCAUCUUCAUCGAAACAAUGGGGGUGUCCUUGAUCUGUUGAAGUUUAAAAGACGAAUUGCAACGGUUUUGUUGACGCAAAAUAGAAAACCACCAUCAACAUCUAGGGGACGACCAUCGGCAUUGGUAAAUAUUGAUAUCAGGUACGAUCGCCUUGACCAUUUGAUCAUAAUACAACCUAAGCAAACAAGAUGUGGGGAAUGUCAUGAUCGAACAACCACUAGAUGCCGAAAGUGUGACGUUGGACUUCAUGCAAAAUGUUUUGUCGCAUAUCACACAAAGUGAACUUAUGUACAUAUAUGUGCCUAGUGUACUAUACAUAGUACACCUUUUUUUUCCAAAACUGAAAUAAAUAAAAAAUUAAUUUUGACUAAGAAUGUUUUACUUAACAAUAAAAACUAGAAAACAGAUCGAAAAUUUAAGUUUUUUUGAUUGUCUUAGCUUUAGGCAUAUCUGGGUUAAGAAAAAAUGGUAUGUAGUGCUAACUUGACACCAUAC